AUGGCUACGCGGGAAACGGGUAAAGUUGUUGUGGUUGGGGAUGGUGCGUGUGGCAAGACGUGCCUGCUCGAGGUCUUCAAGAACGAUAAGUUUCCAAAAGAGUACGUUCCAACGGUAGUGGAUAAUUUUAUUAAAAAUGUUCAGGUAGAUGAUAAGGCGGUGACUCUGGCACUGUGGGAUACGGCUGGACAGGAGGAUUACGACACAAUCCGGCCACUCUCAUACAGGGGCACCAAUCUUGUUGUGUUGUGCUACACAAUUGAGAACAAAAAGAACCUGGAAAAUAUCAACAAGAAAUGGUUGGUGGAAAUCAAGAACUACUGUCCAGGGGUGCCAUUUUAUUUGGUAGGGCUCAAAAAGGACUUAAGGGAGGACGAGGACAUGGAUCCAGAGAACCUGAUUUCUAAGGAAGAGGGGCAGAAGGUUUCAGAGGAAAUAGGCGCAGCUGGCUUCUACGAGUGCUCUGCUCUUACGCGUGAGGGUGUCGACGAAAUAUUUGUUUCUGUGGCAAAAUAUGUAGAUGAGAAUGAUACGGUGCCUGAAUCAAAGAGUGCAUGCGCAUGCUGCUCGUGUCUGUUAGGCGGAUAA
This is a messenger RNA of Enterospora canceri, 588 nucleotides long. The record is from the annotation of a GenBank genome assembly. Lineage: Eukaryota; Fungi; Microsporidia; Enterocytozoonidae.